AUGUUUUCAACUCAUGAGGUUAUACCCAUGUCCAAAUGUGCAAAAGAUGGCUACAGAAGAUGCCCAGUUCAUGGAGAACAGUACAUAAUGUUUUCUAAUUCACAGAGGUCAAUGCUAUGUGUGAAUUGUUUUAGAGAUACUCCAGCAGAAGCUAGGCUUCAUUGUGUUGACAUUGACACAGCUUAUUCACAAGCCUGUAAAAACCUAGAAAGGUCUUUGAUGAGUGUUCGAGAGAUUCAGGGGCUUGUUAGAAGUGGAGUGGUAUCUUGUCGAACUCUUUUAGAAGAACUCCAUCAUAAUACUAAUACUGAAAAAUCUACAAUACAUUCAUUUUGUCAAGGAAUGCAAGAUGUCAUUACAAAAACUCAGGGAGCUAUGCUUCUUGAGGUUCAGAGGCAAUAUGAAAGCAAAGAAAGAGUUUUGCAUUCACAAUUGAUGUCCCUUAGUGGUGUUAUUCCAAUCUUACAGAAUCAUCUACUACUCUGCCAUACCUUCUCAAGUAUGGCUACUAAAUUUCAGUUUCUUGAUCUUGUUUAUCCUAUGAUUGACCGACUCACUUCAGUAUCUCAACUGACCCAGCCUAUCAGGCCUCUACAAACCAGCCAGAUAAGAACCAACUAUAAAUCUGAAUUUGCCCAAAGUUUAGAGCCUUGGAUAGGAAAACCUCUUCCACCGAUCCCCACAUCUCAAUCUCAAAGUGGCUCUGCAACUGAUAUUGGACAAUCUUCACAACAAGCAAAACAAAUUCCCAAACUGAAACCUGUUGAUGAAGGACAAUUUACUAACCAUUGCCGAUCUUUUGAGAAUCAAAUGAAGGAACUUGGUGGUGAAGUAUCAGGUGUGAGAGAAAGAUUAAGUCAGUUGCAAAGAGAUGUAGCUGUAAUCAAAAGAGCUGCCCUUCAACCUUUAGUCAAAAGGCACAACUCUAUUGCAAGAGAUUGUAUUAGACUAGAUUCUACAUUGCAAAGAUACCAUCAAGAACUUGAAAGAGCUCGUGGAAGUUUUGAAUCCUCCUGGCAGGAUCAGUUGCGUCGAAUCAGAUUGGAGCAAGAUAUAUUUCAGUCACAGAUAAGUGAAGUUGUGAGAGUGCGAUGCGAGGUAAAACAACUCUCGACGGUAGCUCAAGAGUUAGAACCGUCAGUGAAACGUUUAAGUUCUCAGGCCAUGGAAGACUUUUCUGCUCUUGUUUCUGCUCAUUCUGCUGAUCUUAAAUAUUUAAUGGAACAUGGCAGUCAUAAGGGUGGUAGUUCUCAGACUUUGGAUAAAGUUAAAGAUGCAUUGUCAGAUGGAAGCAAAAGUGAUCACUAUGUCAGGGCACAGGAUCAUCGUAUUCGGGGUGUGAUAAGCCAUUUAAUGGAAAAGGUUCGAACAAAAGAAGAUCAUAGAAAAAAAUCACCUGUACAAGAAGACCGUGUGAUAGUGCCUAGGGAGUUGCCUAAAGAGAGGAAAGAGUCCAUUGCAUCGACGAAAAGUUUGUCUUCAACUAGAGGAGAGAGUAAAUCUCUCGAUGGAAAGACCUGCUCAUUAUACCACAGCCACAGUGCUAAGGGAUCUCAACAACAGGUGUCAAGUACUGAGGAUACCGCUCUUCUUGUUAAGAAGUGCAUUCAAGAUCAUCUAGAAGAACAGUUUAAACAGAAGUUACUUCAAGGACAAAGGUCGAAGAUUAUUAAAAAAGACUUCCCUGAUGAAGAUAGUGACUACCAGCAUAUUUCAGAGGCAACAACUGCUCGAGUCCACAAAUCUCCGACUUACCAUCCACACUCAGAUACAGAAGAUAGUGUCUUCUAUCCUGACACACCAUCUUCAGGAAGAAGGUCAUCUACUGAUUUAAUGGAUCGUCGAAAGACAUUAGUUGUUGUUAUCAAUAAAGGAAAUCGUCUCAUGCAGAAACAGCGUUCAUGGGAAACAUUUCCUCCUAAAAGGAGAGGUGGAAAUAACUCAAAAUUUUGUAGAGAUCCAGAAUCUUUCAGAGAUGCUUUCCAUUUAAAUGGUUUGAAAAAGGCUGAUAGCUUUGAAGGACAUGAAGAAGCUGUCAGGACAUUAGUAGCUGCUGUUCAAGAAACAAGAACGUUGAGGAAGCCCAAAGCUUCAACAGCUCCUCCAACUACUGACUCUGCCCCUGCCUGAGGAGAGGUGCUUGUGGUAAAAGAAGAAAGUUGUCUUUGGAAGCCAAAUAUGGUAAAUGAUUCCUCAAGCACGAAUUUUUCAUCAUAUCUUCUCUUUAAUAGAUUACAUAUAUACAGCCACUAUUAAGAAACGUCAAGUUUCUUAUAACUGUCUCUGGCAGGUUUUAGUAUUACAGUUUAUCAAUUUAUUUCAACUUGGACAAUUGUGAAAAUGAUAGAAAUGUGAUUUCUUUACAAAUCACCAUGUUCUUUUGAUUAUAAAAUGGAUGUUAAGUAUGUGUCUUCAGCUUUCCCAAUUUUUCUUUUGCUAUAGUCUGCAUUAAAUAUUGAAUAAUAUUUUUUAGUACACAUUAGAUAUUGAAUAAUAUGUUUUUUUAUAUUUUAUGUCGCAUUAUUCGCUGGAAAUCAAGGUAUUGUAGACUGUUAGAUACUGUAUAAAUGUUGGUCAUUAGAUUAGAUUUAACCUGUAUUUGUCAAAUAUCAUUUUCAAAAUAAGGACGGUUAUGCAUACAAUUUUAUUUAUGCAAAGUUUUUCUUAUAAGACAAAUGAUUUUAUUUAAUGUCAUGAAUAUUUACUUAGAAAUAAAGAUGUAGAGGUAUUGUUAAUUGUUGAUAUGUAAGUAUUAUCAAUGUUUUAUGAAACAUGAUUGCAAUAUUUUUGUUAGUAAAUUAAUGAGAAUUUACGGUUGUUUAUUGUACUAAAAGUUAAUAACUGUGGUUGUAUUGCUUAUUUAUUGACAAAAUCAGGGGUUCCAUAAGUAUUUUGUCAAGAGACUUCUUAAAUAAGUUUUUUAGGUCUUCCUAAAAUAAGGCUAGAAGAAAAAGGAAAAGGAAGAAAAUAAGAUUAUAUAGAAUGUUAAUGAUUUAUUUUAGAGAUGGUUAUGUAGUUGACUAUUGAAAUUAUAAGGAUUAAAAAAUUUAAAUUUCAGGAUUUGCUGUCUAAAAUUUCUUUUAAUGAGGUAGCCGACAUUUCGACCCAAACAUGUACAUCAUCAUCAGGACUAAAAGUAAAAAUAAAAAAUAAAUUUUUAUCUGAUGAUAAACCCACAUGUUUGGGUAGAAACAUCGGCUAACUCAUUAAAAGAAAUUUUUGAAUGCAAAUGCUGAACAUUUUUUUUUAUUCUUAAAUUAUUUAUUGCUUUAAAUUUUAUAAAUGAUGAGAGGUGAACAGAUUGAUUAUCCUACUUAUUAUAUAUUUGUUGCCCUUACCUCUAGCUUUCUCUACUGCUUACAUGAGUUCUUAAGGAUUAUUUAAAGAUUUUGACUCUCAAACUCUUAAUUAUCCAAGAGAUCUGUGCAAGUUUAGCAUCUCUUGUCUGGAAAGUAGGUCCUUUUUUUCUUUUAUAUUUUCAUUUUUAUAAUGCAAACAUUUUAUUCUUGAAGUGAAUGAAAUUGAUUAAUCAUCAUGUUACUCAUAUAUUUAUUUUAUUUUUUAUAUUAGAUUGAAUAUAAAUACAAAUUCAUUUCGCGCAAAAUUUCUAAAUGAUUAUGAAAAUGAAUACAUGUGUGGAUGGUACUUACACGUUGUGAAAAUCAAAAAGCAGUAUUUACUCAAAAAAUUAUAAAACCAUAUUAAGUUGUUUUACAGUAGCUAUAAUGGUGAGAUCAUUAAUGCAAAAUAAGUUUCAAUUGUUCACACACUUAUACUCGAUAAGCUAAUUAUUAAAGUUAUCAGUGAUUUUGGAAGGACCCCUGCUGAUAUCUUAUAUUUUGUUUUAUCACUAUCAUGGGAUGUACUGUGAUCCUUGUGAUACUUCGGGUGAUAUUAGCACAUUUACUAAUUGUAUAAAUUAAUGAAACUAUACUUUUUAUCAUUUUUGGAUUGAUUGAAUUUAGAAUAUAUUUAAAUAUUAUACAUUUUUUAAUUUAUUUUAUAGAUUUUAUUGUUCUUUGUUAAACGAAAUUUUACAGUUUUUCUGUUAAUUAAUUAAUAGAUCUAAGUCUAGUUUUUCCAUGAACAGGAACGAUGUUUUUCAAAUUGUGUAUCUAUUGCAUAUGUUGUAAUUCUUUAAAAAAUUAGUAAAAUCUUCAUGAAAUUCGAGGUUAGAUAUUUUUAAUGUUUUAUUGAAUAGUUUUGCAGAAUAAAGGCUGGUUACAGCAUUGUCUGUCAAGUCCAUUAACUUAAAUUGCUAAAAUUUUAAAUAAAAUUAUAAAGCAUUCUAGAAGAAAAUAUUUGAAGAAAAAUGUUUUCAGAAAGUGUCCUUAAGAAAAUAUUAAAGAAAGAUUUGUCAUGAAAAAAAAAAUAGAAAAAAAAAGAAGUGUAUUGCUGUAAUAUCUCCAAUUGAUUAAUUAACCGUGAAUUGUAGAUAUAUUUAAAUAGGUUAGCAAUUAUGCUAUGAAUAUGUAGCAGAUAUUAUAGUUUGAAUUGUUACCACAUAAUUAAUUGUGAAGAAUAGUUUAAAUAUAAAACAGAAUAUUGAUGGCUAUUGUAUUAUAAUAUGGUAAUUAACAUUUAAUUUUUAUAACAUUUGCAUUUUUAUCUUCAACAUAAAAUGAAACAGAUUUUCAAUUUUUUUUAGUUUUUUACUUUUCUUUAUCUUAUUAAGUUAUUUUUCUAUCAAAGCAUUAAUAUUUAAUUGUCACAUCAAUUUCUAUACAAUUUCCAUUGAACUCCUGAAUCCAUUAAUUUAAUAAAUAAAAGUUUUGAAAAUUUAAUUAAGACUGCAUGAUAUGAUGUGCAAUGGAAUUUUUUGGCAACUUUGGACAUUUCAAGUUUUUAUUUUUUAAUUUUGCAUUGAAUCAUAACAUUCACUAACGUAACAGAAACAGAUUUGAUUGGCUUUUUCUCUUGAAUAAUACACCUGUAUUUUAUUUAUGAAACAAAAUAUACCUGUAUUUUAUUUAUUGCAUGAGUAGAACUUAACUGUUUAUGUGUCAGGUUUCAUCUUAACAUGGUAAAAAAUUAUUUUCUGAAGGUUAUUUACUUUUAUGAUCUUCAAAUAUAAUGGAUAGGACCAACAAAAUUGGAAAAUAAAGCAUUAGAUAAUUGCUUUAUUAAGUCAAUUGGAGGAUACUUUAAUGUAUGAUAAACUAUUACUAUAUUUGCUUGGCUCUAAAAUGCACUUUUUUAGAAGCCAUAAAGUUGAAAGAUGCUAUGUUUUUCAUUUUUGAAAUCUCAUAUCAUAUUUAAAAGAUAUGAGAUUUUUAAAAAACUUAUUAUUUUUCUUCUUUUUUUUUUCGUCUUUUACUUUACAUUCCCUUCUUUUGCCAUCUUGACUACCCUGCUCUUCUUCUGUCAAUCCAUUAGGACUGACAUCACCAUAGAGGGAGUAUCCAGAAUUAAGAAGGAAUAGCAUUGAAUAAUUCCACUUCGUUCAGAAGUAAUAUGUUCAUGUCGAUAUAAUAAGAGCCUCUUAGAUUUAAGCAAAUAUGGUACUUGACAUUUUGUAAACUUCUUGGUUUAUAAUAGUAACUGAUAUUUUUGAGAACUGCUUGCUGGUUAAUGACAGUAGUAUUAAUUUGUUUUUAUGUUCAUUUGUUUUGUUUUUUGUGCAAUAAAUUUGCAGUACAUGCUAGAAAAUUAUUAUAUAUUUUUUUUUUUUAAAUUGAAAGCCAGAAAUAAAAUUUUCUACAUUAUUCAUAAGAAUUAUAUAUCUUAUAUAAAUAUCUAUACAAUUUAAGAGUAACUAAAAAAAAUAAAUAAAAAUAAUUGAAUUGCAUUUUGUAAUGAUUGUAAUAUAUUUAAAUAAUCCAUAACCCUUAAUGGAUAAUUAAUAAAUAGGGCUUUUAUAUAAUUAGCAUUGACCACAGUUUUAUAGUUAAUGGCUGUGUUAUUUCAUGAAAUUAUUACUCAAACCACUGGAUGAUUUAAAAUAAGUAUAAAUUAAUCAACUAAGUAUUAAAAAAUUGAUAAUUAAAAUAUCCAAUGUCCAAUAAAAUCAUAUGGUUAUUUCUUUCAGUGAUAUAUGUACCUGUUUCUAUUGUAUUAAUAUAAUGUAUUCAUUUUUUCAAUCUUUAUUUGAAUGUUCUACUUAGUCUUAUUUAAUUAUCUGAAAUGGAAUCAGGGCUUCAGACCAAGACCUAAACAAAAACCAACUAAUCUAAAGUACCAAAAGUAGAUUAUUAUUUUACCAACUUCUGCAUUUUUAGUUUAAAAAUCAAGCUUAAUCCAUUUACCAUUCAGACAGUUUUCAAUGGUUUUACUUGAAAAAAUUUUAUAGUUCAAUGUUAGGAAGUUUGUUAUAUGUUUAUAUACCCAUUUUUUAUUUUAUUUAUUUUUUUAACAAAUAUUGUUUCCAUUAUAAAUUGUUUCUAAAAUGGAAAUAAGUAUAUGGUUAAACAUUUGGUAUUUAUUGUUAAAUAUUUGAUGUUUCGCCUUUUCUUUUUUUCCUCCAUAAUUUUACUAAAUCCAAACAGUUUUUCAUGAUUAAAUUAAUCAAGUUAGCUAGCCAAAUGUUAAAAUACUUAGUUGGUUAAAUUUUAAUUAACUAUAAAUAUAGUUACAUUGUUAGUUAAAUUAAUUUAGCAUUACAAAUUUUUUUUUUUUUGCUAUGUCUAGUUUUUACCUUGUCUCUAAACUAAAUUAAGUUCAAUGAGUAUUUAGUUUUCAUUUUAGUUAACUAAUAUCAAGUUUUAUGUUUUAGUUUUUAUAAUUGAUGCGUUAAUGUUUCACAUAGUUGCAAUAUAUAAUUGAAAUUCUAUUUUGUGAUUCUCAAGUCUAACUCUAUUCAGUAUUAUAACUUUCAAAUAAAGUUUGUUUAUCUUAAAAAUAAUGCAGCAAAUUCUGUCGGGUCAACGGAUAAACUUUUAAAAAAUUGAAAUGGAAACACAAAAAAUCAUGGUUAAGAACGAGACUGAAAAUAAAAAUAUUCUACUGUUACCGACUUUUUUUUAUAUGAUCAAAACAAGACGGUUCGAAGCCCUGAAUAGCAUUAAAUAAAACCUUUUGCUUUCUCUGUAAUGUUAAUCAAGCAACUUAAUAUCAUAUUUCAAAGACAUUAAUGAUUGUAUUUCAUAUUUAUCUAUGAGGUACAAUACAUGAACAUUUUUAGCAGUCAUAGGUAAGUUAUGUUAUGAGAAUUGCUCAAUAAUUAAUUGAAUUUAUUAACUUUAAAAUAAAAUAAAAUAUGGCAUUUAGCAUGUAAUAUAUAAUUAAUCUGGUAAUACUCCAAUUUUUUUUGGAUAUAUUAAAAAAAUUCACAAAUAUUAUAUAUUAAGUAAUCUUGAUUUACUAAUGCUUUUGAAUAAUACUAGUAAUGAAGACCAUAAUCAAAUUAUGAACUUUUGUAUAAGUACAAAUUGUCAAUUAUGUGGUUUAUAAAGCACAAUUAUCUAUUUGUUUCUGUUUAUAUUACUCAGAACAUUUAAGCAUAUAAGUUUAAUUCUAUCUUACAUUAGUAAGAUUAGAAUAUAUUACAUAAGAAUGUGAUGUUUAUUUAUUGGGGAAUAAUAUAAGUUAUUAUUUUACUUCUCCAGUUUAAUAUUUGUUGAAGUUAGUACUAAAUUAUAACUUUAAAGGUUUAUUGAACAAUGUCAAAUUUUAUUUAAGAAAUAACAGACUUCUAAAAGUAAUUUUAGAUUCAAUGUGAUUUGUAUUUCAGACCAUACUGUAAGUUUGAUAAGUGCUAUCCAUUAUGCUUCUGUAUUCAUAAUAUUGAAAUAUUCUCUAACUUUUUUUAUUAAGCAUUUACAUUUUGUUAAAUUGUUUACAUAUUUAUAUUAUAUUAUAUUUUUGAUUAUAUUAUACGUAAUCAAAAAUUUAUCCUAUGGAGAACAAUAUUUAUUUUUAAUUCAUACAGGUUGCUUAUUUCUAAACUUUAUAUUUAUUACCCUUUGUUUUUAAUUUAUAAAACAUAUACGGCAUGAAAAAAUUACAGGAUCUGUUGUGCAUAAAUACGGUUAUUUUUGUCAUUAUUUAAAGAAAGCACCAGGACUAGAAUAUAGAAGCGACUUGCUUUGUAGCGAGUUAAGGAUUGAGAGGAAUUAUAUGUAAAUGAACUAAAGUAAUAUCAGCAGCCAUUUCUGGACUUGAUGUAUUGUGAAUUAAUCCUCUCGAUUUCGAAAAUUUUAGUAAGAUAAGUCUAAAGCAUUCUAUAAUAUUUUAUACUUAUAAUAAAACUAAAAUCUUUUCCAAUUUUUUAAAUUUUUUGUUUUAGUUUAACAUUCGUUUUCCAUGAUUAACAUAUUUAUGCACAAUAGUUGUGUUAAAAUUAAGAUAGUAAAAAAUAUUUGUACUACUUAUUUAUGUUAUGAUUGGUUUAUAAGUGUAUUAAAUUAUGAUAUUUAAAAAAAAAUUACUAUUAUAAUCGUGAUGACAUAAACCAUUGUGUUCACCUGUACUCUUAUAUCACAACAGCUCAACAGUUGUAGUUAGAAAUUGACGUAUAAAAAUACUGCCAUAUUUAUUAAACAUUAUCUCCUUGUAUAUAUAUAUGUGACAUUUUGAUAAGUUAAUCAAAUCAGUAUUAUUUUCAUCCUAAUUGAUUAUAAUUAUUUAUUUGUAGCUAUACUUAGAACACCAAGAAGCCAUUCUGUUGUAAGAAAAUAUUGUUUCAUAACUUAUAAAAAAUUGUUUAUGAAAGAUGUCAUGUUUUUACCUAAAAUAUAGUCAUUGAAGCUUCCAUUUUAUAGUGAAUUUAUUUUAUAUUUUGAGAUUGAGCAUUUAAAUUAAUAAACAUGUUCCUAUUAUAAUCUGAAAUUUCAAGUGGUAGAACAUACUCUUUAGAAAAAAAAAAUUGGAUAAUUAUUAAAGAUAUUAAAAGUAACUGGGAGGAUGAAUCUAAAAACAAACUCUGUGGAUAAAGCACUAGACUCAUAACUCCUGGUCCCAGUUUCAAGUUUACACUAUGUCUAGAAAAUUUAUUUGGCAAGAAAAUAAAUUCAUUAGGAAUCGUGGACUCUGAAUAAAAAAAACAUUCAAAAUACAAGUGACAGAAAACGUUUAUUCGAAAGAUUGAGAUGAAAACUAGAAGAAACUGAGUCCUCAAUUCCACUAUCAGGUCAAACCUUAUCAAGAAAACAAAUAAUGCGAUGCAAGGGAAUCAGCUCAGGUGGC
This is a messenger RNA of Nezara viridula (southern green stink bug), 9123 nucleotides long. NCBI's taxonomy places the organism in Eukaryota, Metazoa, Arthropoda, Insecta, Hemiptera, Pentatomidae. The record is from the annotation of a GenBank genome assembly.